This is a messenger RNA of Scophthalmus maximus (turbot), 1219 nucleotides long. RefSeq lists its product as uncharacterized. The coding region runs from base 191 to 787 and encodes 198 amino acids. The transcript has 5 exons. Lineage: Eukaryota; Metazoa; Chordata; Actinopteri; Pleuronectiformes; Scophthalmidae. The record is from RefSeq and is a predicted model, not a curated record. Gene Ontology annotation, molecular function: calcium ion binding.
GAAGCCUUUUCUUGUUAAGUAAUUGCAUUUUCCUUCUGCUGUGACCUUCUUAAUUGUUCCUCGCUCUGAGGAGAUUUGAGUAGUAUGUGAUAAGGUGGUUGGUGCAAUUAAGAAAGCGUGGCAUAAGCUGGGAUUUGCUGUGUACAUAAAGUCAGUGGUGGGUGCAGAGCCGUUGGUCCUCCUUCACAGAAUGGGCCAAGCUGCUAACCUGCCUUGUAGGAGAGGAGAGUCCUAUGUCACAGAGCUGUAUGAGUGGUUCAGAAAGUUUAUCAACGAAUGUCCCAGUGGGCUUAUCACUCUUCAUGAGUUUCAAAGGCAUUUCUGCGUUGGAACGGUGGGCAGUGAGUCGGCUGAGUAUGCAGAGCAGAUAUUCCGCACACUGGACAUUAAUGGGGACGGGGUGGUGGACUUCAGGGAGUAUGUCAUGGCCAUCAGUAUGCUCGUUGAAGGUUCAGCGGUGGAGAAACUGCGCUGGUCAUUCAAGCUUUAUGACAAAGACAGAGAUGGAGCCAUUACAAAGGAGGAAAUGCUGGAGAUCAUGCAGGCUGUUUAUAAGAUGGGUGUUGCCACGGCUUUGACUGAACCCAACCCACUCACGGCUGAAGAGUGUACCAACAGGAUAUUUGGGAGAUUAGAUAAAGACAAUAAUGCCAUCAUCAGUCUGGAGGAGUUCAUCGAGGGAGCGCUGGACGAUGAUUGGAUCAGAGAGAUGCUGGAAUGUGACCCCAGCACCGUAAAGGUGGAGAGGCCUGUGAGGAGGGACACCGCUUUGGGGACCCAUGGUUGACCUGAAGCAGGGUAUUCUAUUCAUCGGGCGCAGAGAAAUUAACCAGACGGUGUUUGAAAAACUGAAACUUCCAGGAAUCGUCGCAGCAGCACGGCUUCUAUUUGCUGUGACAAAUUAUUUCACUGUGUGUUGAGUAACUUCAAGGUAGACACCUAGAAAAUGGGAUUGCAGUAAUAUUUAAAAAUCAUUUUUGCCACAAUAUUAAAAGCAUUUAUUCCGUCCUUGUCCAGUCUGAUUCUUUUCUCCUGUAGUUUGGAUCAGUGCUUUUUGUUAAUUUAUUGAUGUUUUCUUUGUUUCGUUUUUCUGUGCCUGAAUGCAUCUCCUUAUGGAAUAAAUAAUAACUACCAAAAUCCACUGAAACUGUACUCGUCCUUCUUGUAUUAUAUUAUCCGUCCUGCACUUGUUGCAAGAUAAAAUCACACUUUGUGACGA